AUGCACUUCGCAGGGUCCAGAAAACCUCUAAUUAAGUUCAGGCACUGCGAGAGGUCCAUCUACAGUUUCAGUGUACCCCAAUGCUGCCCCCUGUGCCAGGGGGACGUGGGUUCCACCAGGAUAGAGGACGCACCUAUCAGCAUCUCAGACCCGUUCUCCAAUGGGCAUCAAGAGAAAUGCGCCUUCCUCCUCAAACCCACAAGAGGGACCUUCCUGAGGGAGUACGAUGGAAAGUCUGAUCUGCACGUUGGACUCACUAACACACAUGGGGUUGUGUAUAAUUACAACGCAGACGGCGUACAGCGCGACGAGGCAGGAUGGGAGCAGAGUCUCAGCGUCCCACUAGUCCAGCCCAGCAUGUUCGGACUCAUGGACCAGUGGGACGCGUACCUGGAAGACUUCUCCACUUCGCCGGCCUGGCUGCCUCGCAGGUAUGAAGAGGACCAUCACAACUGCUCCAGCUUCGCCCUCGCCUUCAUUAACUGUGUCCUUGCCAUGGAAGGCAAAGAGCAGCUGGACAAGAGGGCGUUCACAGAGAAGUACGUGAUCCCGAGGACACGCCUGGCCUCCAAGUACAUCACACUCUACAGGGCCGUCCAGGAGAGGGGCUUCCACGUGGCUGACCAUCCCGAUCCAGUGACAAGCCCCUCUUAAGCAGUUUGUGGUAAAUGCUGCAUGAGACGGCGGUU
Chionomys nivalis (European snow vole) is the source of this 689-nucleotide messenger RNA. It is a transcript of the gene Mkrn2os, whose product is annotated as MKRN2 opposite strand. The record is from RefSeq and is a predicted model, not a curated record. Bases 1 to 654 code for a protein of 217 amino acids. NCBI's taxonomy places the organism in Eukaryota, Metazoa, Chordata, Mammalia, Rodentia, Cricetidae. The transcript is spliced from 4 exons.